GCGGGUUGUUUGUUGUUUGUAUAAGAGUGUAUGGGUUCUUUUGAAUAAAUAAAUCAAUAAAUAAAGAGCAUUCCCUGAUCCCUUUGCUCCAUCUUCCCGCCUUUUUGUCAAUACUUCCUCUUCGGGCAGCAAGCAGUUUUUCUUCACGGCAGGGACCUCGCACGACCACGAUCCAAAGCUGGGUGCAUAGGCAACACUAACCAAGGAGGAUAUUCAAACAAGAAGAGCAUCAAAAUGCGCAGCCUCGCCCUCUCCCUCGCCCUGCUCGCGGGCUCAUCUGCCGUCACCGCAGCCUCUGCACCAACAUGCGCCAAGGGCCUGUACAUGGUCGUUGCCCGCGGCAGUGAAGAGGCCCCCGGAACUGGUGUCACCGGCAAUCUCACCAGCCAGAUCGCCGCCAAGGUGCCCGGCAGCCAGGUUGCCGCCGUCGACUAUCCCGCCACGCUGGACGACUACGAGAGCUCCGAGGGCAAGGGCGUGCAGGCCAUGCAGAAGCUGCUGGGUGCCUAUGGCCAGGCCUGUCCGGACAGCAAGAUUGCCAUCCUGGGCUACUCACAGGGUGCCCAAGUCUCGUCGGAUUCCGUUUGCGGUGGUGCUGGCAACCCAUUCAUCGACGACAAGGCCCUGUCGACGAGCGUUAUGGACAAUGUCGUCGCCGUUGCCAUCUUCGGAGAUCCAACCCACGUCGCCAACAUAACGUACGACCGCGGCACCAGCGUGCACAACGGCAUCUUCAACCGCACCGACGCCAGCCUCGACGUCUGCAAGUCCUACGCCAGCCGCAUCAUCUCCUACUGCGACACCGGCGACAUCUACUGCGACAGCGGCAGCAACGCCACCGUCCACCACCUGUACAUUGACCGCUACGGCGACGAUAUUGUUGACUUUGUCGUCAGCCAGUACCAAAAGGCCGCGGGCUCCUCCAACUCUAGCUCCAGCUCUACUUCCACCGCGCCUCCCGCCACUUCCGCCACUGCUACUCCCACCAGCGGUGGAAGCGGUGGCCGCCCCAACAGCACCACCAGCAGCCCUACCAAGUCUGCCUCUGCGUCAACGAGCCCUCAUUCAGCUGCCAAUGCUCUGACUCCUGCGACAGGCAGUCUGAUCUUUGGAGCGGGUCUGCUGGCUGUUUUGUCUCAGAUGCUGUAAACGACGCGAUGCUGUGAAUAACAUGGUAUACAAGUACAUGUAGUAAUUCGGAGUAAUUUUCCCGUGGCAUGGGAGCUGUUUUUGGCGCAUUUGGAUAAAGUAUAUAGGCUAUAGCCAAUAAUGAUGACGAGACAUUUGAAAGCCUGUGUGAUACAA
Messenger RNA from Trichoderma atroviride IMI 206040, 1305 nucleotides. RefSeq lists its product as uncharacterized. NCBI's taxonomy places the organism in Eukaryota, Fungi, Ascomycota, Sordariomycetes, Hypocreales, Hypocreaceae. Gene Ontology annotation, molecular function: hydrolase activity. The record is from RefSeq and is a predicted model, not a curated record.